Messenger RNA from Talpa occidentalis (Iberian mole), 433 nucleotides. Its product is annotated as mitochondrial import inner membrane translocase subunit TIM14-like. Gene Ontology annotation, cellular component: PAM complex, Tim23 associated import motor. Gene Ontology annotation, biological process: protein import into mitochondrial matrix. The transcript has a single exon. Bases 35 to 433 code for a protein of 132 amino acids. The record is from RefSeq and is a predicted model, not a curated record. NCBI's taxonomy places the organism in Eukaryota, Metazoa, Chordata, Mammalia, Eulipotyphla, Talpidae. Gene Ontology annotation, molecular function: ATPase activator activity.
CGCUCAGUGGAGGCAGGAGAGCUGAGCCGGAGCCAUGGCCAGUACAAUGGUAGCAGCUGGACUGACCAUUGCUGCUGCAGGAUUUGUAGGCCGUUAUGUUUUGCAAGCCAUGAAGCAUAUGGAGCCUCAAGUAAAACAAGUUUUUCAAAGCCUACCAAAAUCUGCUUUCAGUGGUGGCUAUUACAGAGGUGGAUUUGAACCAAAAAUGACAAAACGGGAAGCAGCAUUAAUAUUAGGUGUAAGCCCUACUGACAAUAAAGGAAAAAUAAGAGAUGCUCAUCGACAAAUUAUGCUUUUAAAUCACUCAGACAAGGGAGGAUCUCCUUAUAUAGCAGCCAAAAUCAAUGAAGCUAAAGAUUUACUAGAAGGUCAAGCCAAAAAAAAUGAAGUAAAUGUUAUGAUGAAUUUUAAGUUCUUAGCAGUUUAUGUAUAA